Messenger RNA from Amaranthus tricolor (Joseph's coat), 1356 nucleotides. RefSeq lists its product as uncharacterized. NCBI's taxonomy places the organism in Eukaryota, Viridiplantae, Streptophyta, Magnoliopsida, Caryophyllales, Amaranthaceae. The coding region runs from base 289 to 1074 and encodes 261 amino acids. The record is from RefSeq and is a predicted model, not a curated record. The transcript is spliced from 2 exons.
GUCUAACAAGUCUACUCUAAACUUCAAAAAGAGGAAAGAACAACUACACUUCUUAUUUUUCCUUUUGUGAAGGGCGAACUUUGUGACGCCUCACAAGCACGGAGAAGCCUUGGAAAGCAGCGUCGUCCACGAAGCGCCGGCAACUUAUCUCGCUGUCCACCGUUCUCUGUCUUUCAUAUUGUUCAGGUUUUAGAAAGAGGUUGUUGUUAGUUUGCACUUUCUGUUUACUGCUUUCCGGUGCAAUAAACGCGUUGAAUAAUUGUGACCCAUUGGUAACAAGGAGUCUCCAUGUCGAGUAAAAAGGAAGAGAAAGCGCAAGCUGCAGCUGAUAGAAUCAAAGCUGCAGCCUUGUCUGCUGCGAAGGGUCUCAGCCGAGCCCAAGCUGAGAAAGCAGCAACUGCUGCUGCCAGAAAUGUAAAUGCUUAUGGACAGAAGGAAGAGGGGCCUAGCAGAUGGCAGGAGAGGAAAGAAGCUAAGAGACAGAUGUACUUGAUGAGUACUGAGAAGGCUGUGAGAUUGGGUGAGAGGAAGGAUCUCAAGGCUAAUAUGUCCUCCACCGGAGGGGUAGCUUCUCAAUGUCAGAAGUGUUUUCAAGUUGGGCAUUGGACUUACGAGUGCAAGAAUGAGAGGGUUUACAUCUCUCGUCCCUCCAGGAGCCAGCUUCUUAAGAACCCUAAAUUAAGGCAGAAAUUAAUGGCUUCAUAUAAUGAAGAUAAUCCUGACAUUAAAAAGGAGGAAGUAGAGGAGAAGGAGAAGAGUGACAGGCGAAGGAAGAAGAGUAAGAGGAAAUAUAGGUCAGACACAGAGUCGAGUAGUGAUAGCGGAGCAUCAGAGUCCGACUCUGAUAGCAGAUCUUCUUCAGGUACUGGUUCGGACUACUCAUCAGAGAGUGCUUCUAGCUACAGCUCAUCAUCAGAUUCUGAAGAUGAGAGGAGGAGGCGGAGGAACAAGAAACAGAAAGGACGGCAAAAGAAAUACAGCUCGUCAUCUGCAUCUUCAGGUUCUGACUCAAGCUCAGAAUCUGAUUCAGCUAUGAACCGAAGGAAUAAGAAGAAGCACAGCCGCAGACGCUAGACAGCUUUAGAAGAUAUGAAAGCGAUUGACCUUCGAAGGGGUAUUAGGGUGCCUACGGGCGUUCUUUUUCUCCUUCAAGAUCACGCUUCUACUUUUUCUGGAGAAUAAACCUAAUUACUAGGAUUGUACCUCCUUAGUUUCCUGGUGAGGAGUAGAAAACACAUGCUGAUGGUACAUCUGUUCAAUCUUUUCCUUUUUUAAGCUAUUUAUUUAGCUAUGUUGAAUGUAUUGUUUUGAAAUAUUGGUGUUUGUUGAAUUUUGAAAGUCACUAUUUUCUGUGUA